AUGGCUUCAUCUAACUUUUUAACCGUUAAAACUCAUUUAUCAGAGUUUAAAAAUAAUUCAGACAAAGACACCCUGAGUGAAGCUUCCGAAAGUGGAACGAGUAAUUCUGUGACGUCAGCAGAAGACCUACAGAAAUUAGCCGUGAUACUUGGGCUGAAUAGUGCUGAAGAUGUAUACCAGGAAAGAUUCCGUGUUGACAGACGCCGCUUGGAAUCAAUGCUUGCUGACCCACAUGUGAGAGUCGCUGGACGACCUGAUGAUGUGAAGCUGGCACGUGAAAAAAUAAUCCAGUUGUUGGAUACCAGGAAUAACCGUGUUACGAUGAAGAUAGAUGUCAGCUACACUGAUCACUCGCACAUUAUAGGAAAGGGUGGGUUGACAAUUAAACGUGUGAUGGAGGAGACAGGGUGUCAUAUCCAUUUCCCGGACUCGAACCGCACCAGCACUGUGGAGAAGAGCAACCAGGUGUCUAUAGCAGGCGACAUGGAGCGCGUUGAACGUGCGAGAGCUAGAGUUAGAGCCCUUACACCUUUAGUAUUUUGCUUCGAACUGCCAAUAGUGCCGACCUCACAGCCACUCCCUGACAUCACCUCGCCGUAUGUACAGAGGGUGCAGGAACAGUAUAAUGUACAAGUGAUGCUGCGAAACCGUCCUAAGCUACAUGCCAACUUGCUGGUGGUGAAGGGAGUGCAAUGGGAGGUCCAGUCCACUAUGGAGGCCACUAACCUGCUGAUGAACUAUAUGUGCGGUCCUCUCGCGAGUCAAACCCAAGUGCAGAUGUCGUUAGAGAUAUCACCGAUGCACCACAGCGUGGUGGUCGGCCGCGCCGCUGAACAACUCAAGGUCAUCAUGAAGGGCACCAACACUCAAAUUAUGUUCCCAGACGCUGAUGACCCUAACAUUCCCGUGAUCAAGAAGAGCUGUGUUACCAUCACCGGGAAUAUUAAAGAUGUUUAUGCAGCUAGGCAACAGUUGGUGGGUAGUCUCCCCCUGGUGGUGCUGUUCGACGUGUCGGACGAGGCGUGUCGCGUGGACUCGGAGGCGGCCAACCAGCUCAUGCACAAGUACAACGUGUACAUCAACGUGCGCCGCAAGCCGAAGCAGGGCAUCACCUCCGUCGUCAUCAAGGGCAUUGAGAGAUGCGCAGGCGACAUCUACGAGGCCCGCCGGGAGCUCUUAGGUGAUAAAGAACCAGUAAUCACAGCAGAAAUACCUGAGUCCUACAACAUCCCAGCCAUAUCUGCCAACAAUAUGCCCAACUUUGGAGUAUUCAAUCCCUUCUCGCCAACGCACGCCGCUACCUUGACGAACUCGCCUUGCUCUCCGUACAACAUGCAACAGCUGACUGAAUUGGCCAACUUCCCCAAUAUUGGCAGUCCAAUGUUUGGACAUAACCCGCCCACGCCGGGUGGGUACCCGAGUCCGCUGUCCCCGGCCGCUUUGACCCCUCCUGUGUAUCCCAGUUCAUGGAUGGUGCCUUCUCCUCAACCCAGAAGCGGCCAGUUCCACUAUCCCAAUUUAUUGCCCAACCCUAAUUCGGUGAUGUACAAAAAUCAGGGCGGAUCUUGGAACCCUAUGUCGAACGGCGCCGAGAUGGUUGGUGUACCGCAGCCAAUGAUGAUGCAGCCGCAGUUUCCGCAGCUUGCACAGGACAACAGGCCCACAACACUGAGCCAAAUCCUGAACUCCAGCUCUCAGGCAAGCAGCGGCUACCAGAGCAACUUUACUGGAAGCUCCGUAUCGCUUGAUACACAGAACAUAUCAGGAGGCGACGGCAGUAACGUGGUUUCUCCCUCCGUAUCUCCCAUCAGCAAGACUCACAGUCCCGCGCCAUCCACUGAUGUUGAUCGCUCCCAACACGAAUUAGCGAACAUCAUAUCAGAUCUGCCAAUAUCAGAUCGCCGCGCGGUCGGCUGCGAGAAGAAAACUUUGGAGACGCUCAACAAACUGUCACCGCUUUCGGAGUACAGGAAGAUGAAGGCUGAAGCCAACAAGGCGAUGCGUGAGAGCGUGGGCAGUGGGUACCGCGUGCCCACUACGCGCUGGUCUGGGUACUACUUCAGCCACACCUCGCCAGGACCUAUCAACAUGAACGCGAAUAACGACGCGGGCACCCCUGAAAAAGGUUGGAACAGAUCGGAGCUAGUGAGGCCCAACAUAGCGGAGCCCGUGUGCUCCCCGCCACAGACACAGAGUCCAACCACGUGCCGCUAUCAACAGUUGUCGUCGCUGCUCAGAGACGUUGGCCUGCACAAGUAUAUUGAUCUAUUCAAAAAGCACGAGUUAGAUAUGUCGACAUUUACAUCGCUGAACGAGGCAGACCUUAUAGAAAUCGGCGUCAGUGCGUUUGGAGCUCGCAGGAAAAUGCUGCUACUUAUAGCAGAUUUGAAAACCCAGAAGAGUAAUUACCAAAAUUCGACUGGCGCCGAGAGGAAGAUGGGCGGCUCCCCGUCGCAGUUCGCCACUCUAACCCAAGACAAAUGGUAG
Molecule: messenger RNA, 2487 nt
Organism: Arctia plantaginis
Lineage: Eukaryota; Metazoa; Arthropoda; Insecta; Lepidoptera; Erebidae
Source: the annotation of a GenBank genome assembly